GUUAUCGCGAGAAUAGCGAAGGGGCGCGGCACGGCCGAGGGCUCGUAACCAUGACGACGGGGGCGGGGCGCUGGCCCUAAACGGACUGGCGCUCAGCUGGAUUGCGCCUACCCCGGCCACCGGGCUGACUCAAGGAUAGGUCUGCGGGGCCCCAGGUGGAAGAUGGAAGAACCACAAGAGGUUUCCUCCAGGAAGGAUGGCCGUGCGGGUGAUAUCGUGGUGGAAAAGUUCCUGGUGGAUUCCAUGAAGCCUGCAUCCCACGUUCAGCUCGCCUGCAGUGGGCAGUCCUGUGCUUUCCCUUUGGAUGGAAGCGAGCUUUGCAUAUGGGACACCAAGGAGCCCCCUCACCAGCUGAUGAUCCUAAAAGGACACCGUCAGCCCAUCACUGCCGUGACAUUUGGGAGCAGAGAGAGCCCGCUUCUGGUCUGCUCUGCAUCGCUAGAUUGUGUCCUGGUGUGGGGCCUGGAUGAGUGCAGACAGGAAGAGCUGCAAGGCUGGCCUGACACCUUCUCCUCCUGGCGGUGGAGAGGCUCUGGACUGGAACUGAGGCUCAGGGCGACUUCCGCGGGGGCUGUCCUCAGCACCCUCUUGGGGAGGCUGCUGUGUCUGAGGCUUAGUCCUGACGAUCGAGUGGUGGCGGUGUGUGUGGGGAACAAAGUACUCAUGCUGGACCUUGAGAGCCGGUCCCCGCUGGCUGAGCUGGAUGGCCACCAUGGCCCAGUGACCACGGCCGAGUUUUGUGCUUGGCAGACACACAUCCUCAUCUCGGCAUCCGAGGACAAAAGCUUCAAGGUUUGGGGCCAUCGUAUGGGAUCGCUGAUACACAGCUCAUCAGUGUUAACAGCCGCGCCCCUCCUGAGUCUCCUCGUGGACCCGUGGAGUCAGCAGCUGGUGGCUGGCUGCACGGACGGCCAGCUUUGGAUCUUCAGUUUGGUUGAAGGGCACCAUUACCGCUGUGUGACGCAUGUUGACCUGAGGAAAAAGAGAGAGAGUUUCUCCACUAGGAGGGCAGAGUCCAAGCCAGAAGGUGGUCAGCCUCUGUCCACGAAGGCCCCAGAAACGGGAGAAGGGACUGAAGUGGCCCUUCCUGUCCUGAGCCUGGCAGCCUGCGACUGUGGAUGCCUCUCUGAGACCGCCCGCUGCUUGUGGAUUGGAAGCUCCGCCGGUUUGCUCAUAUUUAACUUGGCAAGCUUUGAACUGGAGGCCGUUUUACAUUACAAGGACUUCCAGGGCCUCAGCAUUCAGGUUGCUGGAUCGUGCGCCGUGGCAAGCAGAACCGGCGGUGGUGAGGCCCUCUGCUUGCUCACGUCCAUGUUUGGGAACGAGACUGCACUGGUGGAGGUGGACCCUGCUGCUCUGCUGAGGUCUCAGCAGCGCCCCCACCCGGGACCGGACCUGUCGGUGCUGCCCAGCUCCUGUGUGUUACCGACUUCUCCGCUGUACUUGGGACUUAAGGAAAAAAGAACCAAGCCGGCUACUCAGAAACAAUCUGCUGCUCGGAGCGUUGUGAAGGACCACCCACUGGUUUUCCAUAGCAAAAUACGGUCGUCGGGCUACACGGCUGCCCCGUGUGCAACUAUGUUUUCACCAAAGACUAAUUUCAAAAAUGAUGGUAAAAGAGCUUCGAAAUGCAAGAACAAUUACAGGCGGUACAGACAGAAGAGCUGGUGCACGCCCGUGUGCAGGCUGCUCACGACCGACGCCACGGAGAUCACCAGCUUGUCUGCAGUGAACGAUUUCCACUCCUACCUCGUGCUUGCUGCUGGGUGGAACCGGACCUUGGAGGUUUUCGACCUCAACGUGGGCUGCAGUGUGGCCAUCAUCACGGGAGCCCAUUCUCGGCCCGUCCACCAGAUCUGUCAAAAUAAAGCGUACGUGUACGAAACCAGCUCCAGCACUUUCUCCCGCAGACUCGCAGGACACACCAGCACGGUCACCGCCGUGGCCUUUAGCCCGGUUGCCGCUCAGAUGGGGCUGAACACUAAAUUUUUUGUGGAGAUUUCAGACCUGCCCCCUCGUCUACCACAAGGUCUCCCAGAGCAUUUCCAGUCCACCGAGGUCAACCGGGGUCAACUGAGGACCUCACUCACAGGGUUCAGCCCCCCAACAAGCAAGUCGGCCCUGUAAUCAGAGCUCUCACAGCAGCUGAAGGCUGGAAGGGCCCAUCUGACUUCUGACGGGUCAGCAGAGGACUGAGUGUGUACGUCCGACCAGGCCUCGCCUGCUGCCUGCAGGCUGGUGCCCCUCUCUCUCUGAAAUGCUUCCCUUCAGUCUGCACGUGGAGCUCAGUAUAUACCACAGCAGCUCUCACAUUCGAACCAAAGUGUAGGAGACGGUCCUCGUUGUCCCAGAGGAGGUGAUACUUACAUUCUAAAGCAAGAGAAUUUGCCAUACCUAGUUCUCAGCGUCUCCGACGUGGAAGCUGUUCUCAUACCCAGUGAUGGAUAGAACAGUCAGGGCGGACAGGAUUCUAUAACCUUGUCCCUGUUGGGCUUCCCAGGUGGCACUCAUGGUAGAGAACCCACCUGCCAAAGCAG
Messenger RNA from Bubalus bubalis (water buffalo), 2537 nucleotides. RefSeq names its product WD repeat domain 27 (gene WDR27). The transcript has 21 exons. Gene Ontology annotation, molecular function: protein binding. The record is from RefSeq and is a predicted model, not a curated record. Bases 163 to 2127 code for a protein of 654 amino acids. Lineage: Eukaryota; Metazoa; Chordata; Mammalia; Artiodactyla; Bovidae.